Eremothecium cymbalariae DBVPG#7215 is the source of this 702-nucleotide messenger RNA. It is a transcript of the gene CAT5, whose product is annotated as putative monooxygenase CAT5. Gene Ontology annotation, cellular component: mitochondrial inner membrane. Gene Ontology annotation, biological process: ubiquinone biosynthetic process. Gene Ontology annotation, molecular function: 3-demethoxyubiquinol 3-hydroxylase activity. Lineage: Eukaryota; Fungi; Ascomycota; Saccharomycetes; Saccharomycetales; Saccharomycetaceae. The record is from RefSeq and is a predicted model, not a curated record. The coding region runs from base 1 to 702 and encodes 233 amino acids. The transcript has a single exon.
AUGCUCUGUAUUGCUAAGAAUUCCGCUACUAAGAGACUGUUAUCUGCUUUUGUAGUUCUCCCCACGAAAAACUCGACUAUACAGCCUCCUCUCAACACACCAGAACAAGAUGAUAAGUUUAAACCACCAUCCGAAGCUCAAAGAGCAUAUCUAGAUCGUGUCAUCCGGGUCGAUCAAGCUGGCGAAUUGGGUGCAAAUUAUAUAUAUGCAGGUCAAUACUUUAUACUUGCAAACAAAUACCCGCACCUGAAGCCUAUAUUACAGCAUAUGUGGGACCAGGAGAUUCUCCACCACAAUAAAUUCAACGAGCUACAGUUGAAGAAACGUGUUAGACCUUCAUUGCUAACUCCACUUUGGAAACUGGGGGCAUUUGCUAUCGGCAGCAGCACUGCGUUGCUGUCGCCGGAGGCCGCUAUGGCAUGCACCGAAGCAGUCGAGACUGUCAUUGGUGGUCAUUAUAAUGACCAACUCCGUUGUUUGAAUGGUCAAUAUGAGUUGGAAAGUUUAUCUGGUCUUCGCAAGGGCCAAAGUGAAGAGAUCAAAAGCCUCAUAGCAACCAUCAAACAGUUUCGAGAUGAAGAGUUGGAACAUUUAGAUACGGCAAUACACUACGACUCUCAGAAAGCUGUGCCUUACGUUGCCCUUACUAAUACAAUUAAAACAAUCUGCAAGGUGGCUAUCUGGACUGCUGAACGAGUAUAA